AUGCCUCCUCGCGCCCAGUUGUCGCCAUUCCUUCGCGGCGUCGUGUACGGCCUCUUCCUGGCCGGGUCCAGCUACCAGGAGAUCGCCGAGGAGGUGGCGAAGGAAGACGGGGGCCAUCCGUGCCAGCAGACAGUGGCUGCAACAAUCCGCCGCGUGGAGAAGAACGGCGGUCUCGCUUUUGACGGAGGGAGACUUUCUCAGGCGGGCCGCCCGCGCAGCACGGAGACGGCUCUGGACCGACAGAUCCUGCGCCUCGUGUUCAAGCACCGCGGCCGCGCAGUGGUGACGGCCCAGUACGUGCAGAAGAUGAUCAGGGCGGCGCGGAAGGUGAGCAUCCGCGCGGUGCAGCGGCGCUUGAGCGAGGCGGGACUCGCUUGGCUUCGGAGGCGCCGCAAGUCCAUUGUGCCGCAGGCACACAAGGUGGCUCGGGCAGACGUUUCGAUUGGCAGCCACCCCGAUCAAACCCGCAUGCGUGCCCCGUGCGCCGCGGGGCACCUGGCGCGCAUUGAAACGUCUGCUCUCGGCCGACAGGUGGCCAGGCUCGACUUCGCCGCGUGGACUCUUGCGCGCACCGCGGCCACUCUGGCGCGGUGGGCGUACACCGACGGCACGGUGUUCUUCCUGGCCCGCGACAACUCCGAGUUGGAGUCGCACCAGCGCGGUGCAUUGGGCCCGCAUGUAUGGCGCCAGGCAGAUGGCUCCGACGGCCUGUACGAGGAGUGCAUCGGGCCGUCGGCCUACUGGAAGGCGCAGGGCCAUCCGGUGCGCAUAUGGGGGCUGCUCGUGGCAGGGGUGCUGUUCAUCUACAUCAUGCCUCAGGGCGAGACGAUGAACCGCUGGUGGUACGAGUGGAUUAUCAACCACAAGUUCCCUGCGUGGCUGCGCAAGGCGAUCGGGGGCGACCGCGGGCCAUUUUUGGUCCAAGAUCAUGAGCGGUGCCUCUGGGCCGAGGAACCGCGCUGCGCCUUGCGCGAGCAGGGCAUCCACCUCUUGGAGCAUUACCCGAGGUGCAGCCAGGACUUGAACGCGAUCGAGGCCGCGUGGCGAGAGGUGCGGGCUCGUCUUGCCGCCACAGAGCCGGACUCGAUCGAGACCAGAGACCAAUUCAUCGUUCGCCUUCGCGCGGCGGUGGCGUGGGUCAACGUGCGCCGCAGGGCGUACUUG
Prorocentrum cordatum is the source of this 1164-nucleotide messenger RNA. NCBI's taxonomy places the organism in Eukaryota, Dinophyceae, Prorocentrales, Prorocentraceae. The record is from the annotation of a GenBank genome assembly.